GUUUACUCUUCAAUCAAUUAUUCACUGUGGUUGGUCAACAGUGCAAUGGUACAACUUCCCAGAGGAUCACAUCAGCUGUUUGUGUGAUGUGGCUUUUUAAUCUUAAGGCAUAGCUAUAUACUCAUUCAUCAACAUGAGUGUAUUUAUUCAUUUGCUCCUGGGUUUAGUUGCACUGCAUCAGUUUAUCAAUUUUAGCACAUCUGUGGAUGCUUCCAGACCACCAUGGAGACCUGCUGAUUAUAGGGUCAGGGGGGCUGGGACGAGGACGGCAAGAGCUGUAAACAGACCGAAACCCGUCAACUGUAGGCUGGCGAGCUGGUCACCAUGGACUCCCUGUAACUCCUGCACAGACAAAAAGUUCCGUUUCCGUUACAUGGAGAAACCCUCACAGUUUGGAGGCACAGAGUGCAUAGAGACGCUGUGGGAGCAGCUGGCAUGUCCGACAGCCACCUCACAGUGUGUGGUGCCGGAUCACUGUGGAGAGAGCUUCACUUGCAAAGACACAGGACGCUGUAUCAGCCAGUCACUUCGCUGUAAUGGUGAAUCAGACUGUGAGGAUUCUUCUGAUGAAGAUGAGUGUGACAAUUUUAACUUGAGAGACGACAAGUGUUCCAUCCUCCUGCCAAUCCCUGGAGCUCAGCGUGGCACUCAGGGCUACAACGCCUUGACUGGAGAAUUUGUGGAUCGUGUAAUUGAUCCAAGUUAUUUUGGGGGAAUGUGUGAAUAUGUCUAUAAUGGCGAAUGGAGGAAAUUCACCUAUGACUCAUUCUGUGAGAACCUGCACUACAACGAGGACGAUAAAAACUACCGGAAACCUUACAACUACCAUAGCUACCGUUUUGUGGCUCAAGCUACAUCAGAGGGCUCUCAUGAGUACUAUGAGGAUAUGGCGAGUCUGCUUAAAGCAAGGAAAACUAUGAAUUCCUACAAUGCUGGUGUCACAGUAGCGGUCUAUUACGUGCAAGUGGGACUCAAAGGAAGUAAAGAGUCUGAGUUUCUGAGCAACAUAACACAGUAUAAGAACCAGGACCUUGGGUUUGUCAGGCUUUGGUCCAAAGUGCAAACAGCCCAAUUCAAGAUGAGAACCAAUAAGCUGAUGCUUCAUGAAGAUUUCUACAUGUCACUGAUGGAGCUCCCGGAGCAGUAUGACUUUGGGAUGUACUCCCGCUUCUUCAACACAUUUGGCACUCACUACGUCACAGAGGGAACUAUGGGAGGAACCCUUGAAUAUGUCGUGGUUAUUAACAAAACCUCUAUCGCCAAGUCAAAGAUGGAGGGUGAACAAGUCGGUAGAUGCAUUGGUGGCUCUUUUGGAUUAAGCAAUCCAAUGGGUGUCUAUGGACAGGCAGAUCUCACAGUGGGUGGGAAUGAAUGCAAUAAAGACGGGAAGUUCAGUCAAGGAAAGGACUCCAGUUCUGUUGUGAUUGAGGACAUUGUGACUCUAGUGAAGGGAGGAGUCACGGUGAGCAGCAGUGGUCUGUUGGCUAUCAGGAAUCCAAAAACGUAUAGGGCCUGGGGAGCAACUCUGAAAUACAACCCAACGCUCAUUGAAUAUGAGACUAUGCCGAUCUAUGAGCUGGUGCGCCACAGCACAGCCGCCAAGCAUGUAGGUGCGAGACUGGCCAACCUGCAGAGGGGCUGGGAUGAGUAUCUGCAGCAGUUCGACUCCUGUCGCUGUGCUCCCUGCAGGCAUAAUGGGAUCCCAGUCCUCAAGGGCACCUCCUGUGAGUGCAUCUGUAAGUCCGGCUACCAGGGACAAGCCUGUGAAGAGACUCUCAGAAGAGAUACCAAGACAGAUGGGUCGUGGUCAUGCUGGGGGGCCUGGUCCUCCUGCACAUCUGGGAGGAAAACUCGAACAAGAGCCUGUAAUCAUCCCCCACCUGACGGGGGCGGAGCAACCUGCAUGGGCUCUUCCUCUUACACUCAGCGUUGCUGAAGUGACUCUCCUCCCAAAUUGUAGUGUUGAGAGAUAAGAGACAAUAAAGGUUUUUACAAACAAUGAAAAA
Molecule: messenger RNA, 2006 nt
Organism: Paralichthys olivaceus (Japanese flounder)
Lineage: Eukaryota; Metazoa; Chordata; Actinopteri; Pleuronectiformes; Paralichthyidae
Gene: c8a
Product: complement component 8, alpha polypeptide
Biological process (GO): complement activation
Cellular component (GO): membrane attack complex
Molecular function (GO): protein binding
Source: RefSeq, a predicted model, not a curated record